UCCACUCGUGGGUUUUUCCCCCCGCUGGUACAUGAAUGCAUCACAGUGGGCAGUGUCUCUGCCUGAAGCAGUGGUUCGCUGUGUUACGUGCCUACCGAAGAGAUAAGUCACCAUGCCUGCAGAUGUGAGUAAGUGGAGCGGCCCCCUGGAGCUGCAGGAGGUCGAUGAGAAGCCAGCUCAACCCCUGACCGUCAAAUACGGCUCUGUGGAAAUAGACGAGCUCGGCAAAGUGCUCACUCCAACGCAGGUGCAGAAUCGACCCACCUGCCUGGAAUGGGAAGGAUGUGACCCCAGUAAGCUAUACACACUGGCUCUGACCGACCCAGACGCCCCCUCCAGGAAGGAACCAAAAUUCAGGGAAUGGCACCAUUUUCUAUUGGUCAACAUGAAGGGUAAUGAUGUGUCCACUGGGUGCGUCAUGUCCGACUACGUGGGCUCUGGACCUCCCAAGGGCUCAGGGCUCCACAGGUACGUGUGGUUGGUUUAUGAACAGUCAGGAAGCCUGUCCUGCACCGAGACGGUCCUCACCAAUCGCUCCGGGGACGGUCGCGGCAAGUUCAAGAUCAAGAAUUUCCGAAAGAAGUACAACCUGGGAACCCCAGUAGCUGGAACGUGCUACCAGGCAGAGUGGGACAACUAUGUCCCCAAACUGUACGAGCAGCUGGCAGGAAAAUAAACGUGCACUAAAUUCUCAACAGUUCAGCACUAGGAAUUUCUGAUGUUGAUUAGAAAAUUCCCAAUUCUCUAAAAUGACAUGUUAAUGAUUAAAUUUUUCUUCUGCUUUUUGCUUUGUUCUCCUAACGAUGAGAACUUUUGUCACGUGUCAAUAAAUCUGUUAAAACGCU
This is a messenger RNA of Cynoglossus semilaevis (tongue sole), 845 nucleotides long. It is a transcript of the gene pebp1, whose product is annotated as phosphatidylethanolamine binding protein 1. Gene Ontology annotation, biological process: negative regulation of MAPK cascade. The record is from RefSeq and is a predicted model, not a curated record. NCBI's taxonomy places the organism in Eukaryota, Metazoa, Chordata, Actinopteri, Pleuronectiformes, Cynoglossidae. The coding region runs from base 113 to 676 and encodes 187 amino acids. The transcript has 4 exons.